AUGAAAAGAACGAAUGAUGAAAUUCAAUGGUCCAAUGCUACAGAUGAUUCGACAUCUUCUAAACAGGGACAAUCACGUCGUAUUGUUUCUUAUAUCAUUUUAUUUCUUGUAUUAUUAUCAUGGUAUUGGGGCGCAGCAACCUUUGGAAAUAUAACUCACUUCGUUACGGCAUGUGCUGUUGGUCAUUGGUGGUUUACUGGUGAAGGUAGUCGACAAUAUACCAUUGGAGCGAGUAUUAAGCGAGCAUUUACUACUAAUUUUGGAACCAUCUGUCUCGGUUCUCUUCUUGAGGCUAUUAUCAAAGCUCUACGCGCUUGUAUAGGCAAAGAUCGUCGCAAGAAUAUUAUUGCUGCUAUUGCUGACUGUAUUCUUCAAAUACUUGAAAAACUUAUCGGUUAUCUCAAUGAAUGGGCAUUUAUUUAUGCAGCUCUUACCGGUCAAACAUUUGUUGAAGCUGGUCGAAGCUUUAUUGAGUUGUUUAAAAAGCGUGGCUGGACAGCCAUUAUCAACGAUGUGCUCGUUGGAACUACCAUGAUGAUUGUCAAUAUUGCUAUAGGCCUCACUUCUGCUCUAGCUGGCGGUCUCUUGAUCUACUUUUUUAUGUCGGAUUCACCAGAGAAAAUUAUAACGAUUAUUAUUGCAUCUAUCGUCAGCUUUAUUAUCAGUAUAUUGAUGAGUGCAGUUAUGGCAUCAAUUUUAAGUUCUUGUGUUCGCACAGUAUUCGUCUGCUUUGCUCUCAAUCCGGCAGCACUCGGUGCAACCCAUCCUGAUCAUUUACAAGCUUUAACCAAUGCUUGGCACAAAUUUUAUCCACAAGAAUUUGCCACUAGUGGCUAUGCUCAAUAUUUACCGAAGCCAACUAUGACAAAAGACCUCUGA
Messenger RNA from Rotaria sp. Silwood1, 879 nucleotides. The record is from the annotation of a GenBank genome assembly. NCBI's taxonomy places the organism in Eukaryota, Metazoa, Rotifera, Eurotatoria, Philodinida, Philodinidae.